Messenger RNA from Aspergillus fischeri NRRL 181, 975 nucleotides. RefSeq names its product putative 3-oxo-5-alpha-steroid 4-dehydrogenase. The record is from RefSeq and is a predicted model, not a curated record. Gene Ontology annotation, biological process: polyprenol catabolic process; dolichol-linked oligosaccharide biosynthetic process. NCBI's taxonomy places the organism in Eukaryota, Fungi, Ascomycota, Eurotiomycetes, Eurotiales, Aspergillaceae. The coding region runs from base 1 to 975 and encodes 324 amino acids. Gene Ontology annotation, cellular component: endoplasmic reticulum. The transcript has 3 exons. Gene Ontology annotation, molecular function: 3-oxo-5-alpha-steroid 4-dehydrogenase activity.
AUGGAGCUUAUCAGGAAGCUUGUGGACACGACGCUUUCCGUCACGCACAUGGACGUUGUUGAUGCUCUUCGAGCUUUCUUUAUCUUUGCAGCCUGCACGAUACUGUCGAUCAGCCUGCCAGAUACACUUCGCGGCCGUUUCGUGACUUAUGGUGCUCGUGCAACAUCAACAACGGUCGGGUCGAGACCCCUUGCGCCUGCCGAUGGCUCGGACAACUCUCGCGUACACCUCGCACUCGAUUACCUCGCCUCUCUGAGAGUUCCUCACAGCUACUUCACGCACUUUUAUGUUGCCUCUGUGCUUUCUUCGCUCUUUUGGGCGUUCCAAUUGCUAUCCAGAGGUUCGGCGUUUCAAGCCAUUGCGACAAGGAUAGGCCCACAACACUUGGAGAAGUCGAUGUCCAUACAUCAAGUCUUACUAUGCUGGGCAUUGAUGUUAGUACAAGGAAUUCGGCGACUGCAUGAGAGUCGCAUCUUUUUCAAGCCAUCCUCGUCCAGGAUGUGGUUUGUCCAUUGGCUUCUAGGGCUCGCCUUUUACCUCGCUGCAACGGUCGCCAUCUGGAUUGAGGGGACAGAAACUCUCAUGACCCACAAGUUGACUCUCGAUGAUGUUCAAGUAGCCACCGCUCCUACUCUUCGCACAUUCCUCUGCCUUCCAUUAUUUUUGAUCGCCUCGGGUGUUCAGCACGAUUGUCACCACUACCUCUUCUCGCUUAAGAAGUAUACCCUCCCGACUCAUCCUAUGUUUCAAAGAAUCGUAUGUCCCCAUUACACGGCCGAGUGCGUGAUAUACCUGUCGUUGGCUCUGCUGGCUGCACCGAAUGGCGAGAUGGUGAACAAGACAGUUUUGUCAUGUUUCACGUUUGUAACGGUGAAUUUGGGUGUAACCGCCGCAAUCAGCAAGCGAUGGUACAAGCAGAAGUUCGGACCGGACGCUGUCAAGGAAAGAUGGAACAUGAUUCCUGGACUCUUCUAA